Molecule: messenger RNA, 1560 nt
Organism: Somion occarium
Lineage: Eukaryota; Fungi; Basidiomycota; Agaricomycetes; Polyporales; Cerrenaceae
Source: the annotation of a GenBank genome assembly
GGGUCACCACCGCGUCCAAUUGUUCUUCAUCACGGUCAUCGACGACUGUCCGACAGUUCUUUCAUCUUCAAUAAUAAUUGAUUCAUACAGUUCGAGGUCUGGGACAUAUCUAUCAUGGGCAGCAGAGAGUGUUCUAUAUGCCUCGAGGAUCUCAAGAACCCGGUUGUCACGCCAUGUGGUCACUUGCAUUGCGAAGCAUGCCUCUUGACAUUCGUUGAACGCAGCCAGGAUGCAAUAAAAGCAUCCUGCCCAACAUGUCGGGCCUCUUUCUCUCUCGUUCAACCUGACUUGCGUUUUAUACCCAAGAAGUUCCAACCGUUCAUUAUGCCUAGCAUCCGACGCGUGUAUUUGCCAGAGCUGGAACGCGGCGACAAUCAAAGUUUGCAGAACCAAGUCCGGGAUCUCGAGAAACGCGUCAAGCUUCUCAAGAAGGACAAAUCCAAACUUAUGGACAAAUGCGAGAGCUUGAAGAUGGAACGAGAUGCCUUCGCUGAGAAGGAGUUGGAGGCUAGAGAACAGAAUCAAGAGCUGAACGAUGAUUAUGAUGAUGUCAGCGCAGAGUUGGUCCAAGUGAAGGCCCGAAUUGAAGACUUAGAGGAGGACCUAGAGGUGCAGUUCGCGGAAAGAAACCACUGGGAACAGUCGCACGCAACCUUGCACAAGAAUUACAGACAAGUGAUCAGGAAGCUGGAGGAGGCGAACAAAGAACUUCACAACCACAAAGAGCAGCGUCGAAUAAGUGAAGAACGACUUCCAUAUGCUCGAUGUGUCCCGAGGGCCCGAGUUCAAAAGCGAACAAGUGACCAAGCAGCUCUUGAUUCCCCCGGUCCUUCGACGUCGGGUGCUUCCUCAUCCUCCGCUCACACCACUCCCGACGGCCGAGCCAUACAACCCAUCCCCAAACGCCCUCGUCUGAAUCAAUCGUCUCGUUCGCUAUCUAAUUCAGGUUCAAGCUUCCUUGGUCCGCCUCCCACGUACUAUGCGCCUCAUCCUGAUCCCCAACCACUGCGUGAACGAAUGCCUGUACUCACUGAAUCGGAUUCCGAAGGCGGGUCAUUUAACGACCCGCCCGUGAGGAAGGUCAGUCUGCCCAGACGUCGUGUUCUACGGGCCAGACGUAUUGAGGAUUCGGAGGAGUUGUAGGUACCCUAGUGUGUUGAAGUUUUAAUGGAUAUUGUGUAGUGUGCAUGAUAGCCAGUGGUCGAAUCGAAGCAGAUAAUUCAAUCACCAUAAGAGACGCAGAGCAUACCACGGUUAUUCAGAUACACCAUAUUAUACAUGUUAUACAUGAAGCACAUCAAGCUUAUACACAUCAAUUAUCAAAGCUUCGCCUGCAAUUUGAUAUUCGCAGAUCGUUCCUGAAGAAUGGCAGCAGCAUCAAGAACCAUGUUCUCAACGAUCGUCUUCGCAGGCAGGAUGUCUCUGAUGAGUGCAGCAACUAGACCCAUGGCAUACGGUUGACUCUCUUGAAGCUUCUCAGGGUGCAGCUCGAGGUCGUGACUUCGUGGAACGAUGCCUUGAGAGACGAGGGACUUCAUCUCCUCUUUACGGUUUUGCUCC